Messenger RNA from Eucalyptus grandis, 752 nucleotides. Its product is annotated as mitochondrial pyruvate carrier 1. The coding region runs from base 193 to 519 and encodes 108 amino acids. The transcript has 5 exons. Gene Ontology annotation, biological process: pyruvate import into mitochondria. Lineage: Eukaryota; Viridiplantae; Streptophyta; Magnoliopsida; Myrtales; Myrtaceae. The record is from RefSeq and is a predicted model, not a curated record. Gene Ontology annotation, cellular component: mitochondrial inner membrane.
GCAAAAACAAUCUCCAUCUUCUUCUCUCUCACACGUCAGAGAAGUCAAACGAACAACUCUUUCCCAGAAGCUCGCGGCUUCCCAGCUUCGCUUGUCCCCGCCGUGAUCGGAUUCUCGACCCGCGGCGACGCCACGCCGGCGCCACCCUGCUCGUCGCCGUCGUCUUCGGGCCGCAGGAAUUACUUGCAGUAAAUGGCUUCUUUUCGAGCUUUCCUGAACAGUCCUGUUGGCCCCAAAACUACUCAUUUUUGGGGACCUGUUGCAAACUGGGGAUUUGUGGUCGCUGGAUUGGUUGACAUGCAAAAACCGCCAGAGAUGAUAUCUGGCAACAUGACUGCAGCUAUGUGCGUAUACUCAGCACUGUUUAUGAGGUUCGCAUGGAUGGUGCAACCACGCAACUAUCUACUUCUUGCAUGCCAUGCUUCAAAUGAAACCGUCCAGCUCUAUCAACUCUCCCGUUGGGCAAAGGGUCAGGGGUACUUGUCGGAGAAGAAGAAAGAUGAAGCCUCGUCACAGUGAUAUGUUGUGAAUGUAUCUUUCCCUGUUCCAAUUGUCUUUUGAUAUUUUCACUGGAGUUCCAUAAAACAAUUUCCUUUCUUAUGCUAUUAAAAUCGCGAUUUAGCGAGACUUGAGUGAUCCUAGCUGGAUUUGUAUAUCUUGGUGUUGCAAUUUACAAUUUAUGUUAAACAAAUGGUGCUUACGAUUGCACAUAUGUGAAUGGAUAGGAUCACGCUGUCUAUUUGUGCUUGCAA